Molecule: messenger RNA, 717 nt
Organism: Exserohilum turcica Et28A
Lineage: Eukaryota; Fungi; Ascomycota; Dothideomycetes; Pleosporales; Pleosporaceae
Exons: 1
Coding region: 1-717 (238 amino acids)
Source: RefSeq, a predicted model, not a curated record
AUGCGGUACGCAAAGCGAUACAGGAAGGGCCAGUUGCUCAAGCUACUCCAAGCCGCAUGUCCCAGUGCUCUAGCAAGCUUUCCCGACCCGAGCACCUUCGAGUUCCGAGUUAUCAAUAGAAAAACCUAUCUCCGAAUCGGACGAAAGACAGGAUACAGUCGGCUUUGCCCUGCAUGGGUCAAGAUGUCAGGUUCAUGCAAGCCGUGGCUAGAUGUGCGCUCGAUCGACAGUGGAAUCUUGAGCCUUGGCUAUUGUACUUUUCAAGGCGAGGGUAUCUUUAGCGCCAUUACUGGAGACGCUGGGGGGUACGCUUGGAGCAACGAGAUGAAGGCACUGGUAUCCUUUGUCUUUGUGUACGCUGGCCAAGCCGAGAUGUUUGCCGACUUCGACUGGGGAAAAGGCUUGCCUAUUUUUAUUGAAGUUCUCGAGCUGAUUGAGGUACGUGAGAAGGCCAAAGAACGCGGAGAAGAUGAGAGCGAGAGCGCAAGUGUGACUAGUGACGAGAACACCCAAUCCGUAGCAGAUGAAGAUACGUAUGACAGCGAAUCCGACGAAGAAAUCGGUACUAGCUCCUCAGAGCGCGAGGAGGAAGAUGCUGGAGAGCCUUCGGAGUCAGAUACAUCAGCUCAGAAGAUUGCAGAAGCUGAAAAGAAGCGGUCUCUCAGCCCUACAGGCGACGACGAGGUGCUUACCUCGAAGAAACCUCGGUUUGAUUAA